AUGUAUCUCAGCAAGCUCCUCACCCUAACUUCCCUCCUCAUCGGCGCCUCCUCUGCCGCCAUCAUCAAACGCGACUGCGCCGCCACCUGCGGCAGCCACUGCUACUCCUCAGACGAGAUCAACGCCGCCGUGCAGCAGGGCUACUCUCUCGAGCAGAGCGGCAACGAGGCGGGCGACUACCCGCACGAGUACAAGGACUACGAGGGCUUCAACUUCCCUGUUCCGGGGCCUUACUACGAGUUUCCGAUCCUUGCAGACGGACAGACCUAUGACGGUGGCAGCCCCGGUGCGGACCGUGUCAUUUUCAACGAUAGUGGUGAGCUGGCGGGUGUGAUUACUCAUACUGGUGCUUCGGGGGAUGGGUUUGUGCAGUGUCAGUGA
Messenger RNA from Rasamsonia emersonii CBS 393.64, 381 nucleotides. RefSeq lists its product as uncharacterized. Gene Ontology annotation, molecular function: RNA binding; RNA nuclease activity. The coding region runs from base 1 to 381 and encodes 126 amino acids. Lineage: Eukaryota; Fungi; Ascomycota; Eurotiomycetes; Eurotiales; Trichocomaceae. The transcript has 2 exons. The record is from RefSeq and is a predicted model, not a curated record.